Messenger RNA from Aspergillus viridinutans, 1098 nucleotides. RefSeq lists its product as uncharacterized. The record is from RefSeq and is a predicted model, not a curated record. Gene Ontology annotation, molecular function: protein binding. Bases 1 to 1098 code for a protein of 365 amino acids. NCBI's taxonomy places the organism in Eukaryota, Fungi, Ascomycota, Eurotiomycetes, Eurotiales, Aspergillaceae. The transcript is spliced from 4 exons.
AUGGACAGUUCGUUCUGGGUUGGGGGGUAUCAGGAUCGGGAUACCACGCCUGCAAUCACGGAUCAAAGCAAGGUAUAUGCGGAUGGAAUGAUCGCGUUUAAUACGACGAGUGGGGAGUUUCGGCAGCUAUCGGCGCCGUUUUCGCCUGUGCAGAAUGGGGCGUUGGUGUAUGUUUCUGUUGGAGAGGGGCUAUUGGUGUAUGUGGGUGGAGAGACGCCGUCGGUUGCGGACGGGGUGAAUGCUACUAUGACUCCAAACUCGUGGGAAUACGUGUUUGUGUACGAUAUCGCAGAGGAUAGAUGGUAUAACCAGACGACUACCGGAACAGUCGCGGCGAGGACCGAGUUCUGCGCUGUGGCGCAGCAUGAUCCGUCCUCGUCGACGUACGAGGUCUAUGUUCUUGGAGGCGCGGACUACGAGUCAAAAGAGGUUUUGAGCGAUGUGUACGUGUAUUUCUUACCUGGUGGGAGCGAAGCUGAUAUCCGCAGAUCCUACCUUUCCGUUCCAUCGUUCCACUGGUACAAAGCUGCGGACCUCGAGCAACAACGGAUGACGCUGGUUUGUGAAGCGUAUGGGCCACAGGUGUUUGGGAUUGGGGGACGGAUCAACUGGGCUGAUGAUCAGGAUGCUGGCUGUUAUACCAUGCCUGCUUUCAUUUAUGAUGUGAAUAGUGGAAGUUCCAGGACCAAGUUCAAUCCCGCUCUGACGAGCUAUGCUCAACCAUCUGCUGUGGCUGAACGGACGAAAGUCUCGCCAUAUCCGGCUACCUGGGCAGACUCGUCACUGAAAGAUCUAUUCGUGCCGACGGGGACCUCAUCUUCAACCGCUAGUACUUCAGAGACGAAACACAGUCAUGGUACGCCUGUAGGGGCUAUAGUGGGCGGUGUCAUUGGAGGAGUUGCAGUUAUCAUUAUUGCGAUAGUAGUAAUAGUACUCAUGACACGGAAGAAGAGGAGUUCAAAGGUCACGACUGAAAAAGGGUGCUUGCAGACAACCGAGCUGCAGGGGUACAGCUUGCCUGAUGAGCUCGAUGGAAAUCCAAGACCGAAUGAGUUGAGUGGUAGUUCAAGAUAUGUCUUUGAGCUACAUGGGAAUUAA